UAUGUUGAUUUUUUUCUUAGCUCUAACAAUCAAUUGUUUACAAACUUCCUUAACAACUAAGUUAACUUAAUUAGGAGUAUCAAACAUGGGUAGAUCUAUAAUAUUAUUGUCUUAAUUGGAUUAAACAAACACCAAUGAACUAAUGCAAGCACUCAAUCAAAUAAAAAAUAAUAUUUUAGUAAUUAAUUACUUUAAAUAUUUAGGAUAAAAUUGAAUCAGAAACUAAGUCAUAUACAAUAUAUACAAAUAGACAAUAGAGUGAUAUUGAAUAUUAUGAACAUAGAAUAAAUGAUCUAUAAGUAGAAUUAGCAACAUUAUAAGUUGAAAUUAGAAGACUGGAUAGAUCUAUUACAUUUUAGGAAACAGAUAUUAUCUCUAAAAAGUAAGAAGUUUAGAAUAUGAUAAAUUCUAAAUAAUCAUUAAUUGAUUGGUAAAACAAAGAAGAUUAAAUAUAUACUAAUUAAUAAAAUUCCUAUAAUAAAGCUUUAAGUUCUAUUGAUACAGCAAUUGAUCUAUUAGAAAAAGGAAAAUGUAUAAAAUAUUAAAAUUUAAUUAGAAUCAAACUUUAUUGAAGAACAUUCUGAUACUUUUAGUGUGGUUGGUGAAGAAUUAUAAAAUAAUUUAGAACCAUAAUAUUAAUAAAUUGCAUUAACUUUUUCAUAAAUUUCAUAUGAAAAAUUUGCAGAUCAUGAUUUAAUUCGUAGAUCAACAAGAUUAUUAUAAAAACUUAGAGCAAGUAUUUCAGAUUAGAAGAUUAAAUUGUUAAAUACAUAAAAUUCUGAAAAAUCUCAGAAUGAUAUUGCUAUUAGAUUACAUGAAAAUAAGAUUCAAUAAGUAAAUAAUGAUUUAAUUAAAAUUUUAAUGGAAGAUCAUGAAGCUAUGUUACAAUAAUAUAAAUUAAAAAGAAGUCUCAUAGAUUAAAUCCAAUAAUCAAUUUAAAAUAGUCAAUAAUUAAUUAUUUAAUUGAAUAAUGAGAUUUAAUUGAGAUAAAAAAAUUAUAAGCAAUUAAUUAGUGAAUAUUAACAAGAAAUUUAAAUAAUAAAUGAUUGCGUAUAAUAAAUUUAAAAUCAUUGA
Messenger RNA from Paramecium pentaurelia, 1074 nucleotides. Lineage: Eukaryota; Ciliophora; Oligohymenophorea; Peniculida; Parameciidae. The record is from the annotation of a GenBank genome assembly.